Messenger RNA from Podarcis lilfordi (Lilford's wall lizard), 10398 nucleotides. The record is from the annotation of a GenBank genome assembly. NCBI's taxonomy places the organism in Eukaryota, Metazoa, Chordata, Lepidosauria, Squamata, Lacertidae.
CCUGGAUUCCAGUUUGGAGCCACAACCAUGAGGUUGCUUGUGAGUACCUUCCUCAAUUUCAAUCUCAAGGGUGAAGUACAGAUGUCCAUCUCUUGGGCUUUGCUCUCACUAGGGAGAAAGUUGUCACCAGGUGCUCAGAGAUCAGGCCAAACUAGCUGAAGACUCAGUUGCUCACAGGUGUGUGAUGGAAGCAGAUGUAGUCCGUAGGAGUUCUAGGAUUUUUCAAGGAGGUGGAACCCUAAGACUUGUGGGCUUCAGCUGCCCCUAUUCACCAGCUGGGUUUUUAAAAUGUCUUUUGGUACCCGUGAAGGUCAUCACUUCUUUUGUUGUUGUUGUUUAGUCGUUUAGUCAUGUCCAACUCUUCGUGACCCCAUGGACCAGAUCACGCCAGGCACUCCUGUCUUCCACUGCCUCCUGCAGUUUGGUCAAACUCAUGCUGGUAGCUUCGAGAACACUGUCCAGUCAUCUCGUCCUCUGUCGUCCCCUUCUCCUUGUGCCCUCCAUCUUUCCCAACAUCAGGGUCUUUUCCAGGGAGUCUUCUCUUCUCAUGAGGUGGCCAAAGUAUUGGAGCCUCAGCUUCAGGAUCUGUCCUUCCAGUGAGCACUCAGGGCUGAUUUCCUUAAGAAUGGAGAGGUUUGAUCUUCUUGCAGUCCAUGGGACUCUCAAGAGUCUCCUCCAGCACCAUAAUUCAAAACCAGCACCAUAAUUCAAAACAUCACUUCUUGGGUCUCCUCAAAUAACCGAAUCCCUGAUCAUUUCCACUACAAGGCAACUGCAAAAGUGCAUUUUGUCCAGGAAAUGCUGAAUGUUUGGCCCAAGGCAGCCUUCAUUUUUAGGAAUCCCUGCAGACCCAGACGCUUCAAGUGUCCAAUUCGCCAGGGACAGUCCCAGAUUUACAGAAGCUGUCCUGGUUUCUGAUUUAACCCUGGAAUGUCCCGCUUUUCCUUAGGACGUUCCUAUUUUCGUUGGAGGAUACGCAGGCUUGAAAAACAUUACGCUAUGGAACCAGAUUUUGGUUGCUGGUCUCGUUCUGGAUAUUUUUUUUAAAAUCCCAAAGACAUUCUGGAUUUGAUCUGAAUCAGCUGGUCUUUACAUUGUUUCAUGAAAUGAGAGGAGUAAUGGAGAUACAGAACACCCCUUGCCAUUGCAAAAUAGAUUCAUUUGCAAACAUUAGUAGCAGUAGUAAUAAGGUUUUAGUUUUUAAAAUAUUUUUAUUAGUUUUAAGAAUAGCAAAAUACAUAUUCAACCAGCAUAACUUGUAUAAGCAAUAGGUAAUGCAAGAAUGCCCCUUUUACAGUACCAAGAAAUAGAUGUAAUUUUGAUUUUUUAUUAUUUUUUAUUAUUAAUGUUAUUAUUUUUCACUGUAGGCAUUCUGGUGAUAUUAAUAAACUGGUAUUAUGCCAUUUAUCAUCAGGAGUACAAGGUUCAAGUAAAAAGACAGUGCAAGACAGUCCUAUCCACAAACAGGAUGGCAACCUCUUAUAUUUUUGUGAUAGCCAAACAUUCCUAUUUACUUCUGGAAUCACGUGGAAUUAUUAUCAUUAGCAUAUUGUAUAAAAUCUCACCACACUGCACAAAAAUCCUUGAAUUAAUUUUAAAUGAAAUGCUUUUUUAAAAUGAAAUUGCAAUGUUCAACACAUAUUAUUAUUAUUAUUAUUAUUAAUAUACCAUCCUUCAUCCAAAGAUCACAGGGUGGUUUACAACAUAAACAUCAGGGUUCUAUUCAAGCUGGUGUUUCACAGACAAAGGAAAUGUGUACUUGGCAAUUUAAAAUUUGACCCUCUUAUUUUCCUUCCGCUCUGCAGAUUCUUCUUGCCAGCCUCCUGGGGCUGCUUAUUCACUCAGCGAUUGCCAGCAACGUAAGUAGCCAACUUUGCUCCCAUUUCUGCCUUCCUGCCCCGAAACCUCUCCUGCUGCUAACCUCUGCAUGCACAAGUGGCUUGUUUUAAUCUGUUUUUAGUCAACUGUUAUUUUAAAUGCUUGAAUGUCUUAAAUUCUUGCUCCCAAUUUAUCUUAGGGAUAAUUUUAUUGCUUUAUCAUUUUCGGUAAACCUCUCUUGAGGUUUUAUGUGUGUUUGCGCAUUUUUACGAUCAAGCGGUGUUACACAUUUUAUGAAAUAAAUAGAUAGAUAGAUAGAUAGAUAGAAUGCCACAACAAACUUAAGUAAAAAAAAGGGAGAAAUGGGACUCAGCCUUUUUUCCAAUUUUUUUUAUUAAUUUUCCAAAUUUAUAACAAACAUAAACAGACAAACAAACAAACAAACAAACAUGAAUCUUAACUGUAAUAUUUCCACUUUUGUUAACAUUGUUGGAUGACUUCCUCGAAUCCCCCUGGCUGAGUUUCUAUGUAUAUCAUUGUAACAGUUUUCCAAAACUGUUUUCACAUAAAAUUUACUUAGUCAAUUAACAUCUUUCUUUCUUUUCAUUUUAUCUUUAAACAUAUUAUUCUGUAACAUCACAUAUUUAAAUCCUAGGCCAAUCUGGUAUUUGCAAGUAUUUCUAUUUAGAUUAUCUUAGCAUAUUUAACUAAAUAGUCUUUAAAUUUCUUCCAUUCCUCCUGGUGCUCCUCCUCCUCCCGGUCACGGGCUCUUCCGGUUAGGUCAACUAGCUCCCAAAAGUCCAUCAUCUUCAUCUGCCAUUCCUCCACUGUUGGCACUUCUUGUAUUUUCCAGUUUUUAGCCAGCAAAAUUCUAGCAGCAGUUGUGGCAUACAAAAACCAUCUAGCAUCUUUCUUGGGCAAUUCCAAACCUAUUAUUCCAAGAAGAAAGGCCUCUGGUUUCUUAAUAAAUGUAUAUUUCAACAUUUUUUUCAGUUCAUUAUAAAUCUUCUCCCAGAAGUCUUUCACCUUGGGACAGGUCCACCACAUAUGAUAAAAAGUACCUUCUUUUUCUUUACAUUUCCAACAUAUAUCACUCUUAUGGUAAAUCUUUGCUAAUUUUACAGGGGUAAAGUACCAUUUAUACAUCAUUUCCAUGACAUUUUCCUUUAACACCGUACAUGCAGUGAACUUGAUCCCUGUCCUCCACAACCUUUCCCAGUCUUCAGGAAUGGGACUCAGUCUUGUCCAGAAGCCAUGUGACUCCAUUUGCAAGACUUGCCUGAGACAGAUCAGUUGGUCAAAACCUGUUAUAUGAGUUAAGUCCCUGGGAUGAGGUCGGAUCUCAGAUCAGCGGUGAAUUCACCAGCUGGCAAUAAAUGAGCCACUUACUUCCAGGAAUCUGUAAGGAUGCCUGAAAUGAUGUCAAAGAUCAGGUGACCAGGGCUCUUCUGUUAUGACUCCCUGACCGAAGAAUAUUCUCCCCCAGGGAUGUUCUGGACUACAUCUCUGAUUCACUGCAGCAUCCUACAGUCCUGCUGGCCCGGGUGGUGGGAAUUGUCGUCCAAAAUAUCUGGGUGACAGGGUGUUAUGUACUGAGUUGAAUAGGAUCCAAAAUGCAGCAAUCUGAUUGGUCCUAGAACAAUAGGAUUCAGAAUGCAGUCUGAGUAUAUUUCACACGGGGAGGCACCACUCUAGGAAAGGCUGUCCAAAGUUCAGUCCCUGGCCAUCUCCAGUCAGGCAGAUAAUAAUAAUAAUAAUAAUAAUAAUAAUAAUAAUUUAUUAUUUAUACCCCGCCCAUCUGGCCAUAGCUGUCAAGCGUCCCUUAUUUGGCGGGACAGUCCCUUAUCCCAGUGCCAUGUCCCGCUGCUGUCGCUUAUUGAUGAUGUCCCUUAAAUAAGCUACUGAAGGUAAUGGGGCCCUUUCUAUGUCCAGCUAGCAUAUAUUUGUGUUGAAUAUAUGCUAUAUGGUAAUUUAUGGACCUAAUAGGUAUCUAAAGCCAUUUGCACGCAACAAAAUAUGUAUUUUAUCAAAGUAAUUGUUGAUCCCUUAUUUUCGAGGCUGCUGGUCCCUUAUUUUCGAGGCUGCUGGUCCCUUAUUUUCAAAUCUGUAAGUUGACAGCUAUGCAUCUGGCUGGCCAGUCCCUCCUGGCUGGACCAAGUGAUCUUGUUUUCUGGUCUCCCCAAAGUGCCUGGUAGGAGUCUGAUGGUGGAUCUCUGUCUCUAGGCUAUCCAGCUCAUAAACAAGGGAAACGAUGGAGGAACCGUGUACCAAACAGUCAACAUCAACCACAACACCAACGUCGCUGCCUUCAACAUUUACUCUGGAAGGCAUUCCACCAACGCCAUUGUGGACUACAACAGCGUAAGUUUCAAAGCAAGCCGUUCAGCCACAAAGCUGUUCACUCUGUGUCGGAUACUCCCUUUGUCUUGGGGUGGGAUCUCCCCGCAGCAGCUAGGCAAACCUGUUAAACUCUCCUGAAAGGGGUGCAUUUUGCUGCCUCAGAUGAAGGAAAAGAUGGUUCCCCCAUUGGGGAGGGGUGCAGUCAGAAGCCGUGUUAUACACCUCGCAUAAACCGGUGUCUACCACUUAUUUUAUUAUUAUCUUAUUUUAUUUCAUUGCGUUCAUAUCCCACCUUUUUCUCCAAGGAAUCGAAGGUUCUCUCUCUCAUUUAAUCCCCGCAACAACCCUGUGAGGUAGGUUAGGCUGAGAGGCAAUCACUGGCCCAAGGUUACCCAGGGAGCUUCAUGGCCAAGUGGGAAUUCGAACCCUGGACUCUUGCAGGUCCUGGGCCAACACUCUAACCCUGACCUAGCCACUGUGAUCCAUGCGAAGGUCACCUCCAGGCUUGAUUAUUGUAACUCGCUCUAUGUGGGGCUGCCCUUGAGACUGACCCAGAAACUCCAGCGGGUGCAGAAUGCCGCGGUGAGACUCCUUACAGGAUCACAUUCACCUAGUGCUUUACCAGCUACACUGGCUCCCGGUGGAGUACAGGAUCAGGUUUAACUGGUUUUAACCGUUAAAGCCCUAUACGACCUAGGACCCUCAUACCUACGGGACCGCCUCUCCUGGUAUGCCCCACGGAGGACCUUACGGUCUUCAAACAAAAACAUCUUGGAGUUCCUGAGCCACAGGGAGGUUAGGCUGGCCUCAACCAGAGCCAGGGCUUUUUUGGCUGUGGCCCCAAUCUGGUGGAAUGCUCUGUCACAAGAGACUAGGGCCCUGCGGGACUUGACAUCUUUCUGCAGGGCCUGCAAGACAGAGCUGUUCCACCAGGCCUUUGGCCAAGGCACAGUCUGACCUUUGGUAAUCCUCACAGAACUCUAGCCCAAUGGUUGCCAUUGAUUUGAUUCUGAAUUGAUUUUAGAAUGAAUUGGUUUUAGAACGUAUUUCAAUUAAUAGAUUGUGAUUUUAUGUAAACUGUGUUACUUUUACUGUUGUUAGCUGCUCUGAGUCCAGCUUCGGCUGGGGAGGGCGGGAUAUAAAUAAAUUAUUGUUAUUGUUAUUGUUAUUGUUAUUGUUAUUGUUAUUGUUAUUGUUAUUGUUAUGAUGCCACACUGGUGCUUGUGGGGCUGGCACUGGCUCUCUCUUAUGAGGUUGUGGUUUUUCAGUACUGUACUGAGUCCUCAUUUUAUUCUUUGAUUUUGAACUUUCCUGGGGCCAUCUCUAGCAUAACAUAUAUUUGCCGUUGUGUCUCCCAGGGGGUUGUCAUCUAUCACAUGCCUUUCAGGAGGCUAUGUGUCAUGUCCAGGAUGAAUCGGCAAAGCUUUCCAAGUAUCUCAAAUCUCGAGAGCAUGAUGCACGAGGUAUGUCAAGGUGGAGAUACAAAACUGGGGCUGGCCCCCAAAUAUAUGGGGUGCACCAAACGGUGCACCGCCCCCUCUAAUGAAGGAAUCUGCGGGACAGAAAUCAGUGGGAGGAAUAAUAGAAUCACAGAUCACCAAGCCCCACACCUUGUAAUGCAGGAAGCAGAGCAAAAGUAUCGGACAGGCGGCCAGCCAAUCUCUGCUUAAAAACCUGCAGUGAAAGAAAAAACAUUUAUAAAAACUUAUGUAAACUUUUAUUUACCAAUUUAUUGAUUUAAAAAAGAGCACAUACUUCAAUAACAUACAAGAAGAAAGAGAAUGAGAGAGAGGAGGAAAAUACAACUGAAUUAAAAAUAAGCAUACACACACUGUGGCAGAUUUGGGAGGUUCCAUUCACAAUCCCAUAAUAGUACUAUUAUUGGGGGUGGGGGUAGGAACAUUGUCUUCCCUCAAUUUUAAUUAUUUUAUUUCAUUGCAUAUAACAAUACGACUGUUCGAGAGGUACCAAUUUUUUAAUCCCAGCUUUCCCCUUUGAGUGCCCAGAGAGGCUACUGGCAAACAGAAAGGUAGAAACUGUACCAUCUCUUAACCAUUCUCAGGCUUUCUAGCAUUAAAACUACUGGUCUGGAAGCAAAGCACCGCAGCUAAGCGCUGUGGAAUAACACACACAAACAGACUCUCUCAUUCGUGUGUGUGUGUGUGUGUGUGUGUGUGUGUGCUCACUUACCUGCCCCCGAUACUUUUUUAUUUUAUUUUUUUUAUUUUCAAUGCAAAAUUACAACAAAAAUUACAAACAUUGAAUCCAAAAUAAAGCAGUACAAACAAGAAAAAAAAACACAAGAGAAAUAAGAACACAAAAAACCACACAUCUACAAAUAAAUCCAUAUCAUCAUUCUAAUCUAAUCAUUACAUACAUAUACACAUAUUGACUUCCUUUGUUCUAAGACCUCAAAAUUUUUACUCUUUCUAAGUUGUUGUACUUCAUUCAAGUUGGCACCCCUGGACCUAGGCAUGAAUGGAUCUGUCCUUUUGUUUGUUUUUGUUCCCAGGGGCAUCCCUUAAACACCCUUCACAGAAGCUAUGGGAUUUCUCGCAAGGUGGUCACAAACAUCGCUGACUAUGGUGCCCCCGCCCAAGCCAUUUGUGGAGGCAUGACUACUUACUGGGCUACCGAGUUCCAAAGUGAGUUGGGCCAGAAUUUCAGAACGUUUUUAAGGGACGACCACACGUUUUAACGGCUUUUGUAGUGAUGCGUUGAGGAGAUCUUCACGUUACAUUGGUAACUCCAUUGGUCUCACCCUCUUUUAAAGCCUCCUAGGUUGGUGGGUAGGUUGAAGGGACGUGGGUGGCGCUGUGGGUUAAACCACAGAGCCUAGGACUUGCCGAUCAGAAGGUCGGAGGUUUGAAUCCCCACGAUGGGGUGAGCUCCUGUUGCUCGGUCCCAGCUCCUGCCAACCUAGCAGUUCAAAAGCACUUCAAAGUGCAAGUAGAUAAAUAGGUACUGCUCCAGCGGGAAGGUAAACGGCAUUUCCAUGCGCUGCUCUGGUUCGCCAGAAGCGGCUUAGUCAUGCUGGCCACAUGACCCGGAAGCUGUAUGCCGGCUCCCUCAGCCAAUAAAGCGAGAAGAGUGCCGCAACCCCAGAGUCGGUCAUGACUGGACCUAAUCGUCAGGGGCCCAUUUACCAUUUACAUUUUUAGGUUGGUGGGAGGGAGUUCCACGGUUUAACUAUGUCAUUCAGCCUGGGCAGCGACAGUCACCUAGUCCGGAAGGGGGGGAGAGGGAACUGAGUGUGAAGGAGGGAAGGGCAGAAGCCCUAAAUGAGCUAAUGACAAGCCUGCCAUUUUCCACACAUAAAUGAUAAUAAUAAUAAUACAGUGGACGCUCGGGUUGCGAACGUGAUCCAUGCAUUCGCAACCCAUGUCUCCAUGCACGGGCUGCGAUUCAGCGCUUCUGCGCAUGCGCAACUGCCGAAACCCGGAAGUAACCCGUUCCGGUACUUCCGGGUUUCGGCAGUCUGCAACCCAAAUAAACGCAACCUGAAGUGGACGCAACAUGAGGUAUGACUGUAAUAAUAAUAAUAAUAAAUUUUAUUUAUAUCCUGCCCUCCCCGGCCAAACUGGUCUCAGGGCGGCUAACAUCAAAGUAUAAAGGUAAAGGUAAAGGUACCCCUGCCCGUACGGGCCAGUCUUGACAGACUCUAGGGUUGUGCGCUCAUCUCACUCUAGAGGCCGGGAGCCAGCGCUGUGUGCAGACACUUCCGGGUCACGUGGCCAGCGUGACGAAGCUGCUCCGGCAAACCGGCACCAGAGCAGCACAUGGAAACGCCGUGUGUAUAUCAAAGUAUAUAAUACAUUAAAAAUAUAAAAUCCAGCAAUUGCCUGAAAUACAGCUUAAAAUCAGUUUAAAACACAGCACGCAAUGGGGCUAAAUUGGCAAAGGAAACAUCCAUCCCAUUGCACUGACGGCAGGCAGCAUGUUGUGAAGGAGCCCCCUUCAUAAAAACCUAGGGCAGGCUUCCUCAACCUCGGCCCUCCAGAUGUUUUUGGCCUACAACUCCCAUGAUCCCUAGCUAGCAGGACCAGUGGUCAGGGAUGAUGGGAAUUGUAGUCACAAAACGUCUGGAGGGCCAAGGUUGAGGAAGCCUGACCCAGGGAGUGCUGGUUUUCUCUGUCCCAUCAGAACAGCAUUACAGGGAUGAUGGAGAAGGGGGCUACCAGUAGCUACUAACCACAGUGAUUACGCUCUGCCUCCAUGGUUGGUGGUGGCAAUGGUUCUGAAUCCCACUUGCUGGAAAAAGAGGCACAUUUAGGGCAGUGCGACCGGUUCCCUUGCACUGGGCGCUGAACCUAGGGGGUGCCACAGGGCGCUGCAACUAUGACGUAGUGAAUUGAGCAGAACAGAAGGCGAGGUGUGUGGGGUGUGUGUGAAUUUUUGCCUCACACAGGGCACUGCUGAAAUCUAAAAGACCAAAGUCUGCCUCUGCAGGAAACCCCAGGAGAGUAGAGUUGCUCCUGCAUUUGGUUUUGGUUUUUUAAAAAAUAAAUUACAGUGGUACCUCGGGUUACAGACACUUCAGGUUACAGACACUUCAGGUAACAGACUCUGCUAACCCAGAAAUAGUAACUUGGGUUAAGAACUUUGCUUCAGAAUGAGAACAGAAAUUGCGCAGUGGCAGCGGGAGGCCACAUUAGCUAAAAUGGUGCUUCAGGUUAAGAACAGUUUCAGGUUAAGAACGAACCUCCAGAACGAAUUAAGUACGUAACCAGAGGUACCACUGUAUAGGUAGAAAAAGAUGACUUCCCUGGAUGCCAAGAUACAGAUUUGUGACAAGUACUCUUUGGUGACAGAAAUCCAGCAGAGAGUUAAAAUCGCAAAGUAAAGUGUCGAAAUAUAGUCUGUUAGACCUUUAAAAUACCCUCUUCUAAGUUGCUUCCAAAGUUCCCCAUUUCCCUAGCACAGAAAGAGACCACACAUUUGGUAAGUUAAGAAAGGUUUACUUACAGACUCUUCAAACGUCAGGUUCAUGUGCUUUUUCAUAUAGCAGUUAGAAAAACACAGGCAGUAAAUUUAGGUUCCAAUGUGGUGAAUGUUCCUAAAUUAUUUGUAUAGAAACCCAAAGAUGGCUUGCUUAAGCCACAGAGUCUGAGCUUGGAACAACCAGUUCAGAACUCCUUACCAGUAGGGUUCACAUGGUGGAAGAAAUGGUGGGAAAGUGGAAGAACAAAGAGCUUGAUAAGCCUCCCACCCCCAAGGUGAGGGGGAAUGACCUCCUAGCUAAGCCUGGCAGGCCAGCUUACUCUAUGACAUUAACCCAUUCAUGCAUUGAUUAGACUUGAGCAUGAUGGUUAUGUCACACAGGUCACGUUUGCGAGUUUCCCAUUGAUGUACUAUAUCUGGCUGGCCACUGUGAGAACAGGAUGCAGACUGAUCCAGCAGGCUCUCUCUGUGUAAAUGGCCUCAGUCCUGUAUUCUUGAAAGAGCAUCUCCACCCCCAUCAUUCAGCCCGGACACUGAGAUCCAGCGCCAAGGGCCUUGUGGCGGUUCCCUCACUGCAAAAAGCCAAGUUACAGGGAACCAGGCAGAGGGCCUUCUCGGUAGUGGCACCCGCCCUUCAGAUGUGAAGGAAAUAAGCAGCUAUCUUAUCUUUAAAAGACAUCUGAAGGCAGCCCUGUUUAGGGAAGUUUUUAAUAUUUAAAACUGUAUUGUUUUUAACACUCAAUUGAGAGCCGCCCAGAGUGGCUGGGGAAACUCAGCCAGAUGGGCGGGGUAUAAAUAAAUUAUUAUUAUUAUUAUUAUUAUUAUUAUUAUUAUUAUUAUUAUGCAUGUUUGGAAGUACAGAUUAUUUCAUUUCUGAGAGAGUGUUUCGAGACUCCUGCUUGGCUCUCCAUAAAAAGUUAAUAAAAAGCAACAAUGGAAAACUUCCUUUUCCUUUUCAGGGCCCCGCCCCUUGGUUGAAGGCAAGGGCUGCGCAGGCGUCAAUCUGCUCAUUCUGGACAUCGACUUGUGUGGCGGCAUCUCCCUCUUCUAGCCAGGAUCAGCACCAACAUCUGCUCCGGGCCAACACAACUUGUGACCUGCCCACCAAGACAAUGGCCAUCAUGUCGCCUUGCCAGCUGUCAGGGCCAAUUCCCAAGAUUGGGUUGGGAAGGACACGGGAGGUCAAGGCCUGAUGACCUCCCAACAAUUGCUCUCUAAUUUCAUUUGAGGACUGGUUCCUGCAGGGGCCGUCAAAAAUAAAAUAAAAUUUAUAACUUAAAUAAAGUAAUUUAAAAAUCC